ACAUUAUAAUGAUAACAUGUUUCUAUGGUGUAGACUAAGGCGGCAUACAGACUGGCAUACAUCAUUUUACAGAAAAAGCAUUAGUUAUAGUUUGUAAUAUCAUCAAUUAAAAAUGUCUAAAGAAAAUUCUCCAUAUAUUCAUGUUGAGAGAACGCUUGUCAUUAUUAAACCUGAUAUUAUUCAUCAUGCAGACCAAAUUGAGGAAUUCAUUUUAAAAAAAGGAUUUUUCAUCAUCCAGAAACGACGUGUACACUUAACACCGGAACAAGUCAGUGAAUUCUACGCUGAACAUUACGGGAAAAUAUUUUUUCCAACAUUAGUUGCUUAUAUUAGCAGUGGACCAAUAGAAGUACUAGUCAUAGCUAAAGAAAAUGCCAUAUCUAUUUGGCGUGAACUGAUCGGUCCACAGAAUGCAUUAAAAGCUAAAGCUAUUGCACCUGAAAGUUUAAGAGCAAUCUAUGGUACUGAUGAUCAACAAAAUGGUAUACAUGGAGUGAUUCAUUUACGAGUGCUGAAAGAGAAAUUCGAUUCUUCUUUCCAGAUACGGUUGUGGAACCAAUUCCAGUACGACUGGCUGCAAAAGAUUACUUAGCCAGAAAUGUGAAUCCAACACUGCUCAGAGGGUUAACAGAAUUGUGUAAACAGAAACCAAAAGAUCCAGUUCUUUGGCUAGCCGAUUGGUUACUGGAAAAUAAUCCAAACAGACCACGUCUAAGUGAUAAAUCUACACUUUAUCAACAUGUGUAACAAGUGAAUUCUAUGGGAGAUUUCAACAUUAUGAGAAAUGUUUUCUUGAACGAACCACUCGUUAGUUUUUAAGAAUUAAUAAAUAUGUACUUUAAUUCACCUUAAUGGCUUUUAGCCAGUUUAUAAGUGGAAAAUUAGUGAGAUUUUCGCAUAAACUAUCCAAAUCGGAAUCGAAAUUAUGUACCUCUAGGUUACGGAGUGAAUAAGUUCAGCAAUCGCUACUCAUACCGGUUGAGUUAUUAUAUAAGUGAUUGAAUUAAAAGGUAGCUACUCUGGGUUGAUAUCGACUGUUAGCUACCCACGCUGACAUAACGUAAGAUAUGUGCUCUUCUGAUAAUCAGAGAGUAAUCUGCUUGACAUGGAAUCUAGAGCUCUAGCUUUGAUAGUUAUUCGAUACGUUGUCGUACCUCAGAAACAUCACUCCAAACUAGGUAGCUAGCUGAACCAGUGACAUGUGUACUCACAGAUGGCAGACGUUUCUUCAGGUUCGAAAAAAUAUCUUUUAAUAUGUUAUGGAAUGUUUCCACUGUAGUCAGGGAAUGAAAGUUGGCAGAAGUGAGUUUGCAAUGACCAGGAUGACCAAGACAUCAGUCACAGAAUGCUAAGACAAUGCUUACCCGUAUAGAUAAUGCCGACUGAAAAAGCUCAAAAAUAAAUUAAGUGCUGAUGGUAGGAAAACAAAGACAUCGCAGAAAACGGUGCAGUCAUCGACUCUAUUAUAAAUAAAUUGAUUGUCUCUACAGUGCACAAUUUUUCCGUUGACUGUUAAGAUAAGCCACGCAGAGAAGUUUAGGAUAUCGAGAUACCAAUAAUCGGUAAAUGAAGAGGCAAGGUGAGGACUCAAAACUGACCAUCUAUCCCUACUCACUUUCCUCCUCCAAUGUAUUUCAGCAUAUUUUAGUUACGUACUUUUUCUUCAACGUUGCAACUAAUCAAAACUGAC
This is a messenger RNA of Heterobilharzia americana, 1690 nucleotides long. Lineage: Eukaryota; Metazoa; Platyhelminthes; Trematoda; Strigeidida; Schistosomatidae. The record is from the annotation of a GenBank genome assembly.